Haemonchus placei is the source of this 360-nucleotide messenger RNA. NCBI's taxonomy places the organism in Eukaryota, Metazoa, Nematoda, Chromadorea, Rhabditida, Trichostrongylidae. The record is from the annotation of a GenBank genome assembly.
AUGAAGUCUCAAUUAGUUCCUUUGCAAGCACUGUCCCGAGGCCUCCCUCGCAUGAUCGCUCUUAUUUUUUCCUGUCUUAUAGCUACUGUCGUUUCACAGCAGCAGAAAAGGACGGUGACUGUUGGAAUUGCUGCUGUAGAGGAUGUCUCACCGAGUUUCAUGGCUUUCUCACGAAGUGGUGGUGCUAUCGGUUUAGCUCUUGACCGUAUGCAUGCCGAAGGCAUCACGAGCGGGAUUGAUUUCAGGUUCAUGGUGAACUACACCGAAUGCAGUUCCGAGGUAGCUGUUGGAGUAGCCUUGGACUACAUGGUGAAGCAGAAUGUCGACCUUGUCAUUGGACCUCCUUGCCCACAUUGUUAG